This is a messenger RNA of Neolamprologus brichardi, 6561 nucleotides long. RefSeq names its product calcitonin receptor (gene calcr). Lineage: Eukaryota; Metazoa; Chordata; Actinopteri; Cichliformes; Cichlidae. The record is from RefSeq and is a predicted model, not a curated record. Gene Ontology annotation, biological process: cell surface receptor signaling pathway; adenylate cyclase-activating G protein-coupled receptor signaling pathway; positive regulation of cytosolic calcium ion concentration. Gene Ontology annotation, cellular component: plasma membrane; axon. Gene Ontology annotation, molecular function: calcitonin receptor activity.
CUCGGGCUGCAGCCUCAAGUCAGUUGAAGUGAGAGAUCUGCCUGUGAGAGGAAGAUAUGAGGUUAAUGGGCUCCAUUUGGAUCCUUUGGUUUCUCCUGGUGUGCAGGACAGCGGAAGGCACUGACUCAAUCUCAGACCCAUCGCUCAGUCCUCCGCAGAGCAUUAUAGAGGGACAAAGUGUGCAGGCGCUGAGCCAGGGUCAAUACAAAUGUCUCGAGCUGUCCCGCAAAGGCCGCCAAGAAAGCAGAACUGGGGUGCGCUGUGAUUACAUGUGGGAUGGUUUGUUGUGCUGGGAUGAGACACCAGCCGGGACAUCAGUAACACAAAAUUGUCCGCAUCAUCCUCAACUCGACUCGACUGAAAAAAUGACCAAAUAUUGUGAUGAAUCAGGUAACUGGAUCCAGACUGGCUCUACCUGUCAACAAACUUUAAAGGACAAAUUAGAGAAGGAAAUCCCUGAUUUUCAAAAGGAUGCAGCAGCAGAGCCAACCACGGAGGCUCCAGGGGUUAGCACAGAGAAAAUUAUCCUUGAGAAUGAAAAGAAAUGCCAAGAGAAAAUGAAGAAUGAUCCACCUUAUAGAAAACCAGGGCGGUAUUGUAGUCGUACCUGGGAUGGGUGGUUGUGUUGGGAUGACACUCCAGCGGACACGUACGCCUCCCGAAACUGCCCUGAUUAUUUCGGUGACUUCGACCCCACAGAAAAGGCAACUAAGUACUGUGGAGCAGAUGGGAAGUGGUUUCAACAUCCAGACAGCAACAGGACUUGGACCAACUAUACGCUCUGUGCAGCCACCCAUGAGAAAAGGCAGAGGAAACUGAAGUUGCUUGAGAGUGAAUAUAGAUGUCUCCUCAAAAUAAAACAAGAGCCACCCUCUACAAAAACAGGACUGUACUGCAACCGUGACUGGGAUGGCUGGUUGUGCUGGGACGACACUCCGGCAGGAACCACGGUCUCUCAGAGCUGCCCUGAUUAUUUUUCUGACCUUGACCCCACUGAAAGGGCAUCCAAGUACUGCAGAGAGGAUGGGCAGUGGUUUCGCCACCCAGAGAGCAACAAGACAUGGACUAACUAUACACUCUGUGCCAUCAACACUAAAGACAAGUUAAAGGCAGCCGCCCAGUUUUCCAGGGACACUGAGGUCAACGGUGCCGACGAGGCCACGGUCAGUCCCACGGCUAAUCGGGAGCAGCAGGAAAUAGUGCGGAAAAAAAUCCUCGACAACCAGUACAAAUGCUUCGAGAAAAUGAAUCGAGAUCCACCUUAUAACAAAUCAGGUUUGUACUGCAGUCGCAACUGGGAUGGCUGGCUGUGCUGGGACGACACUCCAGCAGGAACUUACACUUUCCAAAACUGCCCUAAUUAUUUUCAUGACUUCGACCCUACGGAAAAAGCAACAAAGUAUUGUGGAGAGGACGGGCAGUGGUUUCGUCACCCGGACACCAACAGAACUUGGUCUAACUACACACUCUGCAAUGAAAACACCAAUGCCAAGCUGAAGUCCGCCUACAUCCUGUUUUACAUGGCCAUCGUGGGCCAUGCUUUAUCCAUAGCCUCCCUGCUUAUCUCUCUGGCCAUCUUCUUCUACUUCAGGAGUCUGAGCUGCCAAAGGAUCACCCUCCACAAGAACCUCUUCUGCUCCUUCGUGCUCAAUUCUGCCCUUACCCUCAUCCACCUCAUUGCCGUUGUCAACAAUCCUGAAGUGGUGGCCAGAAAUCCGGUUGGCUGUAAGGUGUUGCAGUUCUUUCACAUGUACAUGUUGGGCUGUAAUUACUUCUGGAUGCUCUGUGAAGGCAUCUACCUGCACACGCUCAUCGUGGUGGCGGUGUUUGCAGAGGAGCAGCACCUGCACUGGUACUACCUCCUGGGCUGGGGUUUUCCUCUAGUGCCUGUAUCCAUCCACGCCGUGGCAAGGAAAAAGUAUUUUGACGACAACUGUUGGAUGAGUGUGGAGACCCAUCUGCUCUACGCCAUCCACGGCCCUAUAGUGGCAGCACUUCUUGUCAACCUCUUUUUCCUGCUAAAUAUUAUCAGAGUUUUGGUUACCAAGUUGCGAGAUACGCACCGGGCAGAGUCCAACAUGUACAUGAAGGCAGUAAGAGCCACCCUGAUCCUGGUUCCCCUGCUGGGAAUACAGUUUGUCAUCAUUCCCUGGAGGCCGGAGAACCGGCUGGCUGGUGAAGUCUACGAGUACAUAAUGCACAUACUCAUGCAUUACCAGGGUUUGCUGGUGUCAACCAUAUUCUGCUUCUUCAAUGGGGAGGUGCAGGCAGCUGUGAAGAGACAGUGGAUGCAGUAUAAAACCCAGUGGGGUCAGAGACGAAAGGACCACUGCUCGAUGCGCUCCACGUCCUACACGGCCACCUCCAUCACCGAGGUACCCGCCUUCAUGUACCAUCACGACUGUAACACCGAACACUUGAACGGGCGCCACACGGAGGAUUCUGAGCUGGUGGCGCUAAAGUCGGGAGACACGUACGCUUGAGUAACGCCGAGGAUAAAAUGUGUAGCGGUGGAAAAAGCCGAGGACGAGCAACAAAGUAAAUGUACAGCAAAAAGAAGAAAAUGAAUUCAGUUCACCUGCCAUAUCUCAGCGAUUAAAUCUCCGGGGCUAAUGCUCAGCUCAGGAGGAUGAUAGAGGCCUGAAAACAAAAAGCUCAUUGACGUGGAUUAGCUACAAGGCUGACACUUUACUUUACAUUGCUGUUGCACCUGCUUUUUCAGAACUUUGAUGUUGAGAACUUGUGACGUAAGGAGAGCUGCUUUUGACAUGUGUCAAUUUCCUAAAGCUGCUAAACUGCGUGUGAACGCUCGCAGUGAUGGAGGCUUGCACUAGUGUGGAAAUAACUGUGACUGUGUGAGGGUAGCAAAGUUUUCUUUCUUUUCCUGACGGUGCUGAAGGUGACAGCGAUGAUGUAGAGGUAAAUAAUGACUGCGAUGGUAUUGAUGAUAACUAUCAAAGCGAAGUAGACGAACCAAUCAUUCCUAACCUCACCUAUACCAAAGGGUACUGUUUGGUGGUCACGACCGCGGGGGGCGUACUAUGUCCAGCUAAGCACAGGUGCCAUAAAGCAAAAGACACGGACGCAAACACACACGCAAACGUCAGCAAACCUCAUCGACCUGAUCAAAUGUGCCAUGAAAGAGGUCAACUUUCAGAAGACCCUCUCCGCUCCAACCUCUGGAAUUGUGUACAUAAUGUAUGUUCACCAUGUUUCAUUUAAAAAAAAAAGUGUUUUAAAUGUUUUAAAAAGAUUUUUGUUUUCCCCCCACCCACACUUUCUAUCAAUGUUUUAUCCUUGCCGAUUCCCUAGUACGUGCUCAGUAAAUGUCCCGUGAUGCUGCAUUCCUGACUGCUUUGUUGUUAUGCAGUUGCUGUAUUUGUGCCGAUGCUGAAGCUCACAGGGCUGUGACGCAAAAAUGCACACACACAAAAUACUUCAAAGCUAAAAAUAAAACCGUUCUGUUGAGGCCGAAGAGCCACCGGAGUUGAUCCACUGUGUUCUGAGUUAUGAUUCAGUCAGCUCUGCCAAUGAUUCUAAUUUAUCCUCAGCCAUCCUUUGUGAGCUCAUGAUGUCUCUAAUCUGUCACCUGCUUUUAUCGGAGAAAUGAAAAAGGCUCGCUAAAGAUCAAAUCCAAACUGUAUGCGCACACUAAACCUACCGAUGUCUUAAAUGCAUGUUCACGUCUUUGUCACGGUCUUGCACAAACAUGAUGUUUAAACUCAUCCAUCAGUGGUCCUAAACACGUUCCUAUUACUCCUCUGCCUUUUCUUUAUUAGGCUUGGUUAAGGGUUUGUUGAAACCUUAGUAAAUGCCGUGUCUUGCAUUUAUCUGUGCAAGGUCCUUCAAAUCUGGUCAUUUUUUAAACUGCAUGUCCAAUAAGAGACAUUUCAGUUCCACCAGAUCAAAACAUUUAUAUUUCUAGAGCAUGUAGCCAAUGGCUAUUAAAUCCUCUGGCUGCUCACAUUACUGUGAUUUGUUUUUGCCUCCUUAGCAGCAACUUCUCUUUGCUUACAUUGUCAAAAUGGAAAAGCGUUUCAAGUUGAGCUAAAUUCUUGGUAAAAAGCAUGUAGAAGUAACAUCUUAUAUAAUAAAGCUGGUAAUACUCGGUAUCUUUUGCACUUUUAGUAAGCAGAAAUUCAGCAGUGCGUCAGCGUGAGUUGUUCUCGCUGGCGCUCGUGCUGAUUUCUCCAAAAUAAAGAUGUACAUCUUUUAACAUCUAAACACAUUAACUUAUCUAGUACUUUAAACUAAAGGCUGAGUACUUGGAGGAGGGAGAGACCUCGAACCUUUUAAAAAAAAUAUUACUCAAACAGAGGUUUGCUCAAGUGUUGUCUGCCAUAUUGGACGUGAUACAACCACCGAAUGUGAAGUGUGUGUUCCCCAAGUGCUUGGCAAGUGAUUGGCUGUCACUUGGUGAAAUCGAAUGCAAAGAGGGCGCAGCACCAGAACACUUAUGAUUGCUGUGGUGGUGAUCAAACUGUUGUGGUCACCUGUAAAUGGCAUAGGAGACACUGUCUUGUCUGCAAACACUCACUUUUAAACCACCAACUAGUAGUAAUGUAAUAAGACUUGACAAAGUGGAUGGAGAGCAGAAAAUGUUCCGCUCAGUCAAUUAUCUUUAUUUUUCUGACAAAAACAAGGUGAUAACUAAAUAAAGACUAAUGUAUGAGGACAAAAACUAUGCUGAAACAUGUUGACGUUUUGCCAACGAAUAGAAAUAGAAUAGAAAAAAAAUUCUGAAACGAGAUCCAAUCAAAACAAAUUACAUUUUUUUUCUUUGAGAGGGAGACUAGAUAGUGACGAUUUCUAAUGAAAGUGCGACAAAUAGUCAACACUUGGGAGGAAGACAAGCGUAGACUUAUGGACACUUUUUGUAUUUCAUGUCAAGGAAGAUCAGACACUUUGUAAACCGUGUGGAGCAACUCAACAAACUUUUAGACUUUUUAUUUUAGUCCAGCUUAGAUUUAGUCUACUAUAAUCUUAUAACAUUUAGUUAACUACGACUAGACUAAAACUAAAUUAUGUUUUAGUCAAAAGACUGUGACUAAAAUGAAGUCAAAAUUUGAUGUUGAAGGUUCACCUUAAAAGUAAAUGUUAGCGAUCCACCCAACAUGUUUCAAAAAGCUUUUACUGUGAAGGAAAACGGUCUUUGCUUCCAGGUUGUGUCGCACUCUUUGCACUUUCACUGCUGCUCAGAGAGUUGUGUUUGUAGGCAAGUCAGUGUGUUGCAUGUAACUACAGGCAACCAAAACACAAGUUUGUUGCCAGGGAGUCACUGACCAGGCUGUAGGCCUGUGUGACUGGAGCCUUAAUCACUUGACUCUGCACUGUCGUCAUGUUCGUCGCACGUCUAAGCUAAAAUCACAACCUCAAUACAUGAUGCCUUUGAUCAUUUUAGAGAUUAGUUUCAACUGUGAACAAAGAAUCACUAUUAAUAAUUCUGAAAUCACAAAAAUCAAUUCAAACGUGUUUGAAAAACUAAAUUGGCUACAUAUAUAUAUACAUAAUGAAAAAACAUUUUUACUUUCAUUUUAUGUGUACGUGGUGCAUUUGUUGAACGUGUGCUCAGUUUUUAUUUGCCUUGUCAUUGUCAACUGUCGGGCACCACCUGUGAGAGAUUAGAAUAAGAAAAAGCUCUAAAUACAUAUAAUCUUCAUAGACAUUGUGAGAUCACUGUCCGAUACGGAUAAGAGAUGCUCCACAGGUAUCCAUGCAGAAUAAGUUUGUACAUUGUAAUGAUUGUAAGAAUUGGCUUGUUGAUAUUCAUUAAUCUGUAAGUAUUUGCUUUCUUUAAUCAGAGGAAAAUCAUAUGAAUGCAGACCAUUUUAAAAAAUAUUUUCAUAGCUAUAUAGGAGAUUUAUCUGAGUACAUCUGAGCACUCACCACUGAGAGCGAAUCACACAGAGUCACUCAUGAAUCAGUUCAGAAAAUCAAAUCAUUUUGAUGAAAUUACUCAAAUCAGGGAUGCCACUAUUUACUAGUUGUAAUGGCGCAGCUUCGCUACAGUACAUAAACCGCACACUGCACAAGCUGAAUGCAUUCAGUCCCUUUUCAUGGCUUCACCUGUCAAAUCCCCACACAGCCCCCACCCCUUUGCAUAAAACAGACAUUGGGAUAUGUUUCAUAUUUCAGUGACUUUUAUGUUACCAGCUGGCUGUAAGGAACUAGGAAGGACCGUAGAGAGACAAUCAUGAUGGCAGAAUAGGUUUUACUGAUUCAAAUGUUUUAGUAUGAGAGAAAAACUAUUUAUUUUAGUAUGAAAUACAUCUUCCUCUUCAUUUUUAUUAUGGUGAUGUUUCCUGGAUCUUGUGCACACUGUAAGACAUAUUAUUAGUGUUGUGGAUUCUGGAUUCUAUAUAUUUUGUAUGUUUGUUCAUGCCCAUGUAAAUACAAGCAAACACUGUGUACAUAAUAGAUUUUUGCACUGUGAAAUUCUAUGAUGAUUAUUUUUGUUACCCCCCUCCCUUCUCAUUUAUUUUUGGCUUGUGUUUGUCUCUUUCUCCUUCUCAGCUUGGACUAGCAACAUCUCAGAGCUGAUAAAAAAAAUGUAUUUUGUAA